GCUCAGCGUCGCGUCAUCAUGUGAAGAUGUAGUUGUUCUGGCAGAAUCUUUUCCUAAGUCGCAUAUAACAAGAUGCGAUCACAAUUCUUGCUCGUGCUGCCUACUUGAGGCCGGCACUGGCUCCUGCGAGCCAGCCUGCACUUCAUUUUCGUCGAAGUUUUACCGGAAUUCCAAUCAGGGUGGGUUUGGCUCGUCGGCGUCAAGAUGCUCUUCACUCAUGGUCUCCAACUGCCAGCCCCACUUGCUUCUGGGUCAAGUGACGUGUUUUCGUACGUCUGAUUUGGCGGGAAUUCCGAAGAUGCGCGGCGCCGCGAGCAGAUUUUUCGCCCGCCUUCUACGCCGGUGUUCUUCGGGCGCCGUUGGAGAUACGACGGACAGCGAGGGUGAAAAGGAAGGUCCCUAUCGUGCCAAUGAUGAUGAUCAUGUCGAAAAGGUGGAAGAAAACUACGACGCGCAGAAACAGGAGACGAAGCAGCAGGAAAACUACAGAAUGCUGACGACCACGGCGAACGAAGUACAGUUGGGGGAUGAGGAUGAAGUUCAAGUUUCUCCUGGGCGAACGAGUCACCUCGACCUGAACAGCAGGAACAUUUCGUAUUUUUCGCAGUCUUGUGGCGGGGCGACCACGGUUCUUGCCCGGUUCAAGACCAGCAGCUGCAGCACCAUGAAGGACGACUCUGUCUUGUACGCGAGGAUGAUGAAGAGAAUUAGAUUGCAGCAGCAACAACGCUAUCCAAACACGCAGCAGUUUUGACGUGGUAAGUAGUCGUGUGAGUUGCAAUGCAUGGACAUUUGGCAUAUUUUAGGUAGUUCGAAGUUGUAGUUGAUGGACUGCUGGUCGUGCUAGAAACGCCGCUUCGCAACACACUUGCUGCACCUCAUGCGACUAGCUACAACGCCCUUUGGUCGUUUCAACAGGAUAAACGCAACCGGCGUAAUGCGCUUCGCUACGGAUUGGGCGGGAAGGUCCUUGAGGCGCUGGUCUGGGUUUUCGUUUUGUACGUUUUGUACAGUGUGUCCUUGGUCGCGGAUUUUCUCGCACUCGCGGAGGCGACGGACGAAACGGCCGUGUAUGCUACAGGAUUCUUGAGUCAACUAACGCCAAGUGCAAUAAGCUGCGGAGCAAGAACAGCUCGGAUUUUAGUCCAAGUACUACUCAACGUAUACAGGAGAAGUAAUGACAAAUAAACGCACAACAAAUAGGAGUCGAUAAGGGACAAUCUAAGGCUUAGAGUCGAACAGAUUUAAAUCAUCAAACGCACAACAAAAAUCCCCACCGAGAAAAAAAACAGUCCUAUGUGUGUGUGUGUUUCGACUACUGUACAUAGAUGGCGGUCCUCGUGAUAAUGACAUAAGAAGAUGAUAGCGAAGUAUUAAUUUGAAGAUGAAGUUACCUCAGGAAUUGGGUUCCACCCUCUGCAUAAAGCAAAGCUUUCGUCAACGUCUUUGAAGAGGCCGCCAGCAGGAGAAAAACUGUCUGUGGCUGAUUCGAAAGCGAAAACGAGCAAAGAACCGGAUCGCGAAAAAGCUGCCGGGAAAUCGUCGACGACAUCCGUUGAGGAGGAGAAGCUACCAGGACCUGCAGGAGACGCUUCUACUUCUCCGCUCCCCGACGCUACGUCCUCGAGCGAGGUCGCGGCUGCGGAUAAAAACAGCGGUGGAAACAACCCUCCGGUCACGGUCCUCGAUACUAUCGUCCACAGAAAAUAGUAAGCUUUGAUUCGUUGUCAUCGCAUGCGCACAAAUCAAUUGGGUAUUUUCGUACUGAAUUCUGAUGGAUAUGCCGCUUCUUCACGCAAUUUCCGUGUCGUUGUAAUUGGUUACUAUCGAGAGAGUUGGUUUGUGGAUGCGCGGACGGUAGAAACAAAGGUAAAUGCAUUUCAUAAGUGCUACAACGACCGAGACGGACUCCAACCAGAAACAACGGAGGAAAGAAAAUGCAGAAGGCGACGUUGCUCCUGGCCAAGAAGCCGCACUCCCGCAGCAACAAAGUGCAACUUCAUCCACAUCUCCUACUUCUGAUUAUGAUGCAGCUUCAGGUAAGGAGCAACAGCAAGCAGCCGCAGCUUCAUCCGGAGGAACGCCGCGCACAGAUGCCACUGUCCUUGGUCGGAAGGAACAGGAGAACAAGGACGGGUCUGCCCUGCUCGAAAGGAGUAGACUUCUUGCUGCGAUAAGCAAUCAGGUAACAGGGGGGGCGAAAGCGGAGGCGGACAACGACAAUGGCCCUGCAGGUGCUGACGAUACCAAAGAAGCGGGGGAAGCGAACAAGCCUGCAAAGAAGAUUAGCUCUUGGCAGAGAUUCAAAGCGCUGAUGGGGCGAGUCAGCCUUCCCUGGGCGAGCUCUGCUUUCGCUAACACGGGCGUCGACCUGUCCGCAAUGCUAAAAAAAGGAGACGCCAAAGGCAUUGAGAAGGUGGAAGACGACGCGGAAGACGAGUUUGAAAAGGAAAUGGCGGAAAUGGAACAGGCACUGCAAAAUCGCCGUGAAACGAAUUUUCAGCUAAAACAAAAGCCAGUUACCGACGGGCAGAAAGGUGUUAACGCAGGGGAACGCUUGGCAGAAGAGGCGCUGGAGGUACCUCGGGGGAUCCGCUAUCUACUGCAUGCCGCCCUCUCCAUACUGUCAGGAGAACACUUGAUGGAGAACAAUGGUGACGUGCUCGAAACUCUGCACGUGGACAAGGAGCGCAAGGACGAGUUUUCGAGAAAGCUAUCGAAGCACGAAGACGAACGCAGGGCCGAGGAGCUAGAGGAAGUGGAAACAGGAUCCGUAGAAAAGGCAGAACCUGGCCAAUCGUUUGACAAGAAAGGCGCGCGCACGAAAUAUGUCGCGUCAGAGGAUGGACUAAAAGCCGACUUCCACGAGCCAAUGUACCUACAGGGUGACGUCACACAUCUAAAACCUAAAGACGAGAACGGGUCUGUUGAGUUUGAGCAAAGCCUGCGGUUUGUUUCUUCAGGGGAUAUUUGGGAGAUUGUUGGGGUGGAAGACUUAUCCAACAUAGCGAAAGUGGAAUAUAACGUGGAUUCAACAGAGAGCGGUGGGGGUGAGGCUAAAAAAACAACUCGCUACUUUCCAAUGUGCGAGGUUCUUGUGGAGGACAAAAUUAAUCAAGACAACGUCGACAUGAUGCAACAGCACAAUAAUUACAACCUUCCUCUAGACCUCUCCUCCAAGCGCUAUCUGCACCAGAGAGCACUCCGUAUGCCCGCUCGUCUACGCAUAAAAAAACUUGCACACCGGUGGGGGAAAAAUGCUGUCUUCGACUUCGAGGACGUCGACGGGCAGAAAAAAAGACCGAAAAAAGGAGAGGCAACGAUGGAGUUUCCCCUGAAUGAGAACGACAAGGACUGCAAUAUCAUCGGAGGACCACCAGCACAAGAUUGCAAAUUUAGUGAGAAGUGGGAAACGUACAUGAAUCUACUUGACGAGUACUGGGACAAAAUGAGCACGUCCAAGGAAGGUUUUUUGGGAAGGAUCGAUAUUGAAACGGGAACAAUGGAGAUAAUGGUUGCUGGCUUUGAAGCCCUUCAAGCGGGUAAAGCAAUGGCUAAGGAGGCGAUGGCGAAGGAGGAAAAAGCGGCCGGCGACGACCAAACGACUAGUGCAUCAGCAGCCCUUCAGGUUAGAAGUAACGACAAUGCCGCUCCCGCUUACGCUAAUAAUGUUCACGGCGGCGACGACCAACUACAGCUAGAAGCAAAGAAUGCAGCAGCUCUACUGUCCACGACAAUAUGCCAGGAAAAGACCGCGUGUAUGCAAUCGCGUGCAAGCCGAUAACCGUUCUUUCCGGAGACAUUAUCAUACACACGUGCUUAUACACGUUGUACAGGAAAACGCAAUUCGAAUUCGUGCAUGCAACAGAUAGUAUUGAUACAGAAGAUCUGGCUGCACCAGCAUGAGACGUGGCUUUUGUUUGCACAGCAUACAGCACGGCGAACGUUGAACCAAAGGGCGGGCAACAACUCGAAAAGACGAAAGUCGACGACGGAUCUUGGGCUCAGUCAAGACCGGUUGGAGAUGAGCCUCCACAGCAGCACACCAAAGAAGAGAAUGUUGCUGCUCCAGUCUCCACAGAAGCAGAUGCUGGCGAUCCACUGCAGCAAGGAAACGCGGCACGGAAAACUGAUGAUGGACACGUCCUUAGUGGAGCCACCUUUACCAGCGCCGAGCAAAUCCAGCCGGACGGCAGCACGACGGUCGGAAACACCCCGGAGCGAGACGCGCCUGCUCCUCCGCCGCACACGACGACCCAAGCGAAAACCACUGGCGCGACCCAACCCGAUACGGACGAAAAUGGUGACCAGAAGCAGCACGGGAGCAAAGUGAGCAAAGAUACGUCGCCUUUUUCAGUUUCCUCUGGCGGACGAGAUGAUGGAGACAGAAAAGACAGCGCGUCCGACCAGCACUCUUUUGUGGAGAAGAAAAGCAGCUCACACACCUCCUCCCAGGCUGUCCCAGAUGCUGCACUCGCGGAAGAAGGAGAAGCUUUUGCCCUCGAGAAUCAGUUGCCAGGACAGCAACACGCGGGCGGCGCGCCAGCCAGUCCGGAUCCAGGUGUAGCAAAACGAACAGGAACGGCAACAACGGUACAGAGCAAGAACAACCAUCAGAAACCACAGGCGAUAUUGAAAGAAGCGGCAAUAAAACAUGAUAGUUUCUACGAUGAUGUGGUGGAUGCAGCAUCAGCAUCUUCUGCCAUUCAGCUACAGGUACAGCAGUCAAGCGGCGACAGAAGUAGGCUUUUGGCGCAGCCGGGGGACUCACAUCACAUCUUCGCGAUUCUAACCAACCCCGCGUUCUACUCCGAGCACGCGCACGUCCUCUCGGUGAUUUUUUUCGUCCUUUUCAUCUUCAUUUUCCGCUCCCACGUCCGCUCUACGCUGACCAAAGGGUGGAACUUUGUCCGGAACCCGAUGAAUCUGCAGCGGCGAUUAUGUUGUUGAAAGCGCACACGCAGAGAACAAAGCUGCCAGUAAUACAGCCAGCAUCUACCAUCUGCACCAAGCUUCAACGCGCACACCAGGGCUGGUGAUGUAUAGUCUGCAUUUGUCGUGCGUGCUGACUCGAGAGCUCAAGGCAUACCUGCUUUUUUACAUGUAUCGGCGAGAACUGGUGGUAGAUGCAGCUUGCAGAACCAAAUAAUAGCGAAGGUUUUGCAUAUCAUACUCACCGAGACCUGGGGGCGCAGGACAGCCACUCUUCCAUCCCGACCAAAGUGACCAAAUCAACACGCCGCCGCGGACCGGGAGUACUGACAAGCGGGGCGGGAAGAAAAACAAAAAGAACCGGCAGGAGCCAGGACCAUCUCAUGACGGACGUACUGCCAAUGGCAGCGGCUUUGGAAUUACAUCAACGGCAAGCACACCGGAGAGGUGGAAGCGUGAUCAGGACCCGGGGGCAGGUGGUAGUAUCAACAACCGCGGGCUUUUUAAUAGCCCGUCCGAAGAGAUCUUAUCGUCCUCUUCUUCCUCGUCCCCAGCACUGUCCCGCUCCUCACCUAUCUUGUGUAAAAAUCUAAAUCUCCAUCGCCCACGCACCCCUGCUCGGUGUCACUUUGUCAUGCACAUAUGGCAUGCAUGCCCGCCUACCUUCUUUCAAUGUUGGAUGUUUCGCAUGACAAAGCGGUGAUUAUUGCGAUCGCGAUUUUUGUUUUUCCAACCGAGACCACCGUCGCUUUCCCCGGACGCCGAAAACCCCUUGACCCCCGACACGAAACUACACCGGAAAACGAAGCACCGGGUAUCGAAUGCAAAAAUGUCUGGGUCUGGAUAAGUGUAAACUUGUGACGCAGGUUUUUCAUGACCCAUGAGGUCUGGAAUGCAGGACCUAGCAUGACAGAGUCUGUGAGGUCUCUGCCAUGCCUAUCCUGCAUGAGAAACUCCCUCCAAACUUGGUCGAAAGUGGACAGUCUUUGGCACUCAUGCAACACAGAUUUCUGCAUGAUUCGGAUUUACCUCCAUUACAAGUUGCAAUCUUCCAGACCCAGAUAUUUUUGCAAUCCAUACCGGAAACCGAAGAACAACGGGUUGAAAAUUACCAGUGCGCAGAAGAAGAAAAUGCAGGGGAAAAAACGCGAUUUGUUGGCGAGAAUGAAUUAUGGUGAGCGGAGCUGUACAGGGGAGAACGAAAGAACGAAGGACGGCUUUGGCGUUGCCGAUACGGUUGGACGGCAUCACGAGUCGUACGGAACCUUUGCCAAUUUGUUCGGGAAGAAAGAAGGGAAGGAGCAGGGUACGGAGUCCACGAGGACCUCUGCGGGGGAGAAUCUGGUGUAGGGAACAUAUAACCCGCUCAGGUGUUACAAUCUCAAACGUCACAAUAGAAUUCGGAAUUUGUGUUGCAAGAAGUGCAUGAUCUACCCUGCUCCCACAGGAUUGCGCAUGACAAGUUCUGGAGUCCCAAUCCGCACCACAAUCUGCCGAAAUUUGUAUUGCAGAAAGUGGAAAGCUGUCCGAGUCUGUCAUGUUGAUCAUGCAAGACAAAUCUCAGAUUCUAUUGUAACGUUUCGGAUUGUAACGUUUGAGCAGGUCAUAGAACACGAGGGCAGUUUCGUCGAGGUGGUACGACGUUUCACCGGGGAGACGAUUUUUGUCAAACGUAAUUUUUCAAUUCAUGUUUACGGAGAACAACCAAGGUUGAGUUUACUAGUUCUGUUGUAAGUUUGCUUUAAGAGUAAGUUCAAAGCCAGGAGACUUGAUUGCAGAUGGCAUGCGAAGAUUCUAAAGAAGCAACCAGAAGUUUUUUUUCAAUUAUUGUCGCAGCUGGUCCUCCGUUUCAAAUUUAUUAUUUUAAGUAACUGCAGGUGCAGAUAACCAGGAAACAAGAAGCAAGCAACGAUUACGAUGUAAAAGGACUAUACGAAAUCUCUCUUCGAAGUAAUAGAAGAGAAAGGAGCUGCUUAUGUUUGUAGUGCGCACUACUUACAGUUACACGACGACAUCACGUCGUGCGUCCGCGUCGUGCGACAUGUUUUUUUUUUGCUAAAGUCCAUGAGACUGACUCAACAAAUUGAUAUACAGCUCACGUACAACGCUCAGUUGCCGAUUUUACGAUGACUACUCAGUUCCUUGACGAGGUUUGUUUAUUGUUUGUUUUUGUUUUUUUUUAUUUGGCGCUCCGACGCUGAGGUUUCUUUUUCGUCUUUUUCAUUGCUAAGUUAAAGAAAGUUUAAUUUUUGAUGAGGAUCGCUACUUUUUCGAACUACAAUCCGCCAAAAUUCAAAAGGCCGCACGAAGCCGAAAACAAAGCUGGAAUUUCGCAGCAAUAUUUUUACACCAACGCUACAGCGACGACCGUCGUCGAAUAAAACUGUUUCACAACAAACGCACAAAAGAUUUUUCCCCAAGCGAGCAAAGAUUCGCAUAUUCAAAAAAAAACAAAUACUCCCUCAAAGGGUGGCUAUGCCGCAC
Molecule: messenger RNA, 7416 nt
Organism: Amoebophrya sp. A120
Lineage: Eukaryota; Dinophyceae; Syndiniales; Amoebophryaceae
Source: the annotation of a GenBank genome assembly